Vicia faba (fava bean) is the source of this 1287-nucleotide messenger RNA. The record is from the annotation of a GenBank genome assembly. Lineage: Eukaryota; Viridiplantae; Streptophyta; Magnoliopsida; Fabales; Fabaceae.
AUGAAGCUCUCAUUAGGUCAUUCAAAUCAGCUAAGUACAAUCGAGCUCUCCGCUUUCUUAAGCGCAUGGUUGACAGGGGUUAUAAACCUGAUGCCAUUCUCUGCCAUUCUCUUCAUCAUCUUCCUCUCCAUCUUUGAUAUUUCACUUUGUGGGGAUCGAGAUAAACCUGCUCUAAUAACUUACCCAGAUGUGGCUCUCAAUUAUGUGUCUUGUUUUCAGGGUCUGUUGUUUUGUCCAGAAGCAGCUUCUUUGAUGCUUCGUAACUUCUGUAUUUAUCACAUUGAUGCUCCAGGGCAUGAGUUGGGAGCUGAUGUGAUUUCUUCGGAUGAACCGUUGCUUUGUGUGGAUGACCUAGCUGAUCAGGUUGCAGAAGUGCUUGAUUUUUUCGGGCUAAGAGAGGUUAUGUGCAUGGGUGUAACAGCUGGUGCUUACAUCCUCACACUAUUUGCUAUGAAAUACAAAGAACGAGUGCUUGGAUUGAUUCUUGUUUCACCGAUUUGUAAAGGACCUUCAUGGACUGAAUGGAUUUACAACAAGGUCUUGAUGAACUUAUUGUACUUCUAUGGUAUGUGCGGUUUACUGAAGGAAUGCCUCCUGCAACGUUACUUCAGUAAGGAGCUUAGAUGCAGUAUUGAGGGAUCAGAAUCAGAAGUAAUACUAACUUGCCGAAGAAAUAUAUUUGUUGCAGGAACAGACACAAGCACGUACACACUAGAAUGGGCAAUGGCAGAGUUAAUGCACAAUCCAGAAAUCAUGUCAAAAGUACAAAAUGAACUCGAACAAGUUGUUGGCAAAGGUAUUCCAGUCGAAGAAACAGACAUAGCCAAAUUACCAUACAUGCAAGCAGUUAUAAAAGAGACGUUUCGUGUACAUCCACCAGUUCCGUUAUUACUACCUCGCAAAGCAGAAACAGAUGUUGAAAUUGGUGACUACAUUAUUCCAAAAGAUGCACAAGUUUUGGUUAAUGCUUGGGCUAUUGGCAGAGAUCCAAGUAAAUGGGAGAAUCCUAAUGCUUUUGUGCCAGAGAGAUUUUUCAAUAGUGAGAUUGAUUUUAAAGGACAUCAUUUUGAGCUUAUUCCAUUUGGGUCUGGUAGAAGAAUUUGUCCUGGUUUGCCUUUGGCUAUUAGAAUGUUGCCUUUGAUGUUGGGAUCUUUGGUUAAUUGCUUUGAUUGGAGACUUGAAGAUGGAUUGAAUGUCGAUGAUUUGAAUAAGGAAGAUGAGUAUGGGAUUACCUUGGAAAAAUCUCAACCUGUGAGAAUUGUUCCAAUCAAAUUGACUAAGCAAUAA